Messenger RNA from Closterium sp. Naga37s-1, 2741 nucleotides. NCBI's taxonomy places the organism in Eukaryota, Viridiplantae, Streptophyta, Zygnematophyceae, Desmidiales, Closteriaceae. The record is from the annotation of a GenBank genome assembly.
CGGCGGUGCUGGCGGAGUGUCAGGGGCAGUGGCAGGCGCAGCUGCGCGGAUGGAGCAAGGGGGGGGACUGCGCGCAGGUGGAGGGCGUGCGCUGCAAUGCGGCUGGCUUCAUCGUCUCACUGAAGGUGACUGGCAAGCAAUUGGAGGGACCCAUUCCAGAUGCCAUUGGGAACCUCACCGCACUCACUCAACUGUACCUCUCAAGCACCAAGCUCACCGGCUCCCUUCCACCCACCAUGUCUCGCCUCACCCGCUUACAAGAAAUAACUCUCAGUUUCAACACUUUGUCAGGCUCCAUCCCAGAAGGCAUUGCUGACCUGGCUGCCCUCUCACUCCUAUCUCUUCACAAGAACAAAAUUACCGGCGCAAUGCCGUCAUCCAUCGUCCGCCUCACCAAUCUCACCUUGUUGAAUGUUGGAACCAACAGGCUAGUGGGCACAAUUCCUUCGGCCAUAUUCCAGCUUACCAAGCUUGCCUUCUUGGACCUUCGAUGGAAUUGGUUCUCUGGCUCCAUCCCAGCAGCAAUUUCUCGCCUCUCUCUCCUCUCCUACCUGUCUCUUGGCGGUAACAUGCUCACUGGCGCAAUCCCUUCAUCGAUCUUCCAUCUCACCAAUCUUGCCUUGUUGGAUUUCCGUUGGAAUCAACUGUCAGGCUCCAUUCCCGCAGCCAUCUCUCAUCUGGCUGCCCUCUCACACCUAGACCUCAGCUUCAACAUCAAAUUCACGGGCUCCAUUCCCCUCCAGAUGCAGCGCCUUACCAAGCUGCAAUCUCUAUACCUCAGCUAUAUGAAUCUGUCAGGUCCCUUCCCAUCCUGGAUAUCUGGUCGCACCAAUCUCAGAAAAUUAGAGGCUGCUCACAACAGAAUCGUUGGCAGCAUACCAGAGUCGAUUGGCAGCACCAUCCACCUCGAAGUCUUCUCCGUGUGGAAGAACAACCUGUCAGGCAGCAUUCCCGAGUCCAUAGGCAGCCUCACCAGGCUCAGCAGCCUGGACUUGUCAGACAACCAGCUCGAGGGAACCAUCCCCGAGGGCAUUGGCAACAUGAAGGAUAUUCGGAAAUUGGAUCUCUCCAACAACCACUUGACCGGCACCCUCCCCACCACCCUCUCUCGCCUCUCUGGCUUGUUUCAGCUGUUCCUCAGCCACAACAACCUGAGUGGCUCAUUUCCUCUGUGGAUUACAGAGAUGUCCAGCAUUGGAUGGCUAUACCUCAGUGACAACAAUUUCUCAGGCCCGGUACCUGCUGCUCUUGGCGGCUCCAAAGGCCUCAUCUUUCUUGAAAUAUCAGGUUCGGGUCUCACUUGCCCUCCAAAUGCUUCCAGCUGUGUGGUUCAGCAAAGGAACUACAGUGCUUUCUGUCAAGACUGCCAUGGCUUCUGUGCCACGUGCACAAGUGAUGAAUCAGCCCCACCCCCAUCACCAAGCGUGGCCUCCCCUCCACCAUCCCCAUCCCCAUCACCCAAUCAACCCGUCAAUCCCUCCUCCUCCUCCUUGCCCUCCUCCACCUCAUCCGCUCCCUCCUCCCAAUCCGGCCUGUCUGUGGGAGCUGUCAUUGGGAUUGUGAUAGCAGCCCUUCUGCUCUUGCUUCUCCUGCUCGCCUCAGCUUGGUGGCUUGCCACCCGCUUCAAGAUUUCCACAAGAGACUCCCCCAGCCCACAGUUAGGGAACACAACAACACCAUGUCGGCGGUACUCGCUGGCGCUGGUGGCCCGUGCAACCAACAACUGGUCCAAGGAGUGCCUGCUGGGGUCGGGGUCAUAUGGAGACGUGUACCGUGGGGUGUGCCCCGAGGAUGGCUCCACGCUGUGGGCCGUGAAGCGCGCCAAAGUCAUCACCGCUGACUUCCACAGAGAGGUGGCGCAGAUGGCAACGAAGCACCAUCCAAAUCUGGUGCGGCUGCUGGGGUAUGCAGUGGGAGGCCAUGUGAACACGCGGGUGGAGAACAUUCUCGUCUACGAGUUCAUCGCCAACGGCGACCUGCGCCACUGGAUUGGCCCAGAUGCGCCCACGAGUUUGACUCUGCAGCAGCGGAUGGGCAUCCUACUAGGGGUGGCACGUGGGUUGGAGUAUCUCCACAGCUUUGGCCUCGUGCACCGCGACAUCAAGCCAGCCAACAUCCUCCUUGACGCCCACAUGCAGGCGAAGGUGGCAGACUUUGGGCUUGUGCACGUGGGGGAGGGCACAGCAGCGGGCACGGCAACGGGCUUCACGCGAGUGCUGGGAACGGUGGGCUAUGUGGACCCUGCUUACUCGCUCACGCACAACGCCACCACCACUGCUGACGUUUACAGCUUUGGCGUGCUCAUUCUGGUGAUGCUAUCAGGAAGAGGAGCCACCAUCAGUGCGAUCAGCCCAGCCACUCAGUCAGACGCCUGUGCCAGCCACGAGCCAAUCUCCAUCUCCAAAUGGGCAACGGCUCUCAUGGCGGAAGGGAAGACAUCACCCCUCAGGGACCCGCGAAUGGAAGCACCUGAUGACAUCACCAUUCGCCUUGCCCACCUCGCUGUCACCUGCACUGCCAUGCCCACCGCCUCCCGCCCCUCCAUGUCCCGAGUGGCUCAAGACCUGGAGGCAAUACGAGAGGAGGUGGGAGGGAGGGAUGCGAGAGUGAGAGCUGCAGCGAGGAUUGACGAGAAGCUGUCGAGCCAGCAGUUGCGGAGGAGCAUGGAGGAGGAUCUAGCAUUGCUGAACGAGCAAGUCACGCAUGAGGGUGACGCAACAGCUGUCUCUGUACGGACAUGA